AUGUGGUUUCAUGUGUUGUGCGUGCUUCUUUCUUUGGCACUUGUAGAGAAUUCUCAACUCAAGAUACACAUUCCUCGCUCCAGCUCCGGAAACUACCCACGUCUUCGUCUCAAUCAACAGUUUCCAUCUCUAAAUGAGUUUACGAUUUGUUCUUGGAUCAAACCGCAUUCGAUUCAAAGAGAAUUUUCGACAUUUAUUUCCUAUGCGACCCUUCGAUCCGACAAUGAAUUUGCUGUGUGCCUUUCGAAUAAAACUGGAACCGUCAGCGUAGGUGUCAAUAUCGCAACCGAGUAUACGGAAAUACGAUGCCCAAAUAUAGAAUGGACAGUGGGUGAGUGGUACCAUCUUUGCGUAUCUUGGUUUAACACGAAUGGACAUUUGCAAGUGUAUAGGGAUGGUUAUCGAUGUUAUAUCUAUAAUUUUAAUAAAACGAUUGCUACAGGCGAUCGUAUCUAUGGAAAAGGUGUGUUUAUUGUCGGGCAAGAUCAGGAUGCUUUUGAUGGUAAAUACGAAGCUGAUCAAGCGUGGAUUGGUGAUAUAGCAGACAUAAAUAUGUGGGACGAAGUUCUAACAGAAAAACAAAUGAUAGAAGCUGGUAAAUGUGAGGGAAAAAGGAAGAAGGGAAAUAUUAUUAGUGGAUUGACAUCUUCCAUGACCGCUUUAGGUAUUUCUAUAUCGGAAACUGAACUCUGUCAGAUUUGA
This is a messenger RNA of Centruroides sculpturatus (bark scorpion), 702 nucleotides long. Its product is annotated as C-reactive protein 1.1-like. The transcript has a single exon. NCBI's taxonomy places the organism in Eukaryota, Metazoa, Arthropoda, Arachnida, Scorpiones, Buthidae. The record is from RefSeq and is a predicted model, not a curated record. The coding region runs from base 1 to 702 and encodes 233 amino acids.